Molecule: messenger RNA, 3486 nt
Organism: Penicillium nucicola
Lineage: Eukaryota; Fungi; Ascomycota; Eurotiomycetes; Eurotiales; Aspergillaceae
Exons: 5
Coding region: 1-3486 (1161 amino acids)
Molecular function (GO): RNA binding
Source: RefSeq, a predicted model, not a curated record
AUGGGAGACGUCGCCAUUGAUGCCAUGACUCCCGAGUCCGGCAACAGUGAUUCUGAGCCAGGUAUCUCUGAAAAUGGACCUGAUCUUCAGAAGAAUGGCAUUGUCGAAGAGUUCCAUGGUGACCCUAGCCCUCCUGAUCAUUUUACUCCUGAUCAUAGUUCCGCCGGACAUAAAACCCCGGAAUCACAUACCAAGUCGCAUGAAAACUCCUACCAGCCGAGAUAUCCUCGACGAGUCGAUCGCUUCAAGCAAGUCAUUACAGCCAAGAAUUGCCAGGGCUAUUUUGACCACACGUGUACUAUUUUCGCUGGAAAUAUCUCGACCAAGCUUGAUAUUCCCACGGCAGAGGAAGGCCUCACUGAGACAUUCUCUCAAUUUGGUCGGUGCUGGGUCAAGGUCAGGGAGGGCAAACUGAAGCCGAUCCCGGGAGCAUUUGUGAUUUUUGAUAACCCCGAGUCCGCAACAAAGGCCAUCGAACACCCUGGACUCACACUGCACGAGCGCCCACUGCGGGUUGAACCUGCGUACUGCAAGCGCUCUGCCAUCAUUGGCCAUCAUUCCGGAGAGUCCAUGACUGAGUCUGAUAUUGCUUUUGCUCUCAACUGCAACAACUGGGGCACGAUUGAGAAGUUCAACUUAGUGGAGUCGGUUGACGCAGGCCAGCUUCUGGUGGAAGCCUGCGUCACUUUUGCCUAUCUCUUCGAUUUCGAGGAAGCCAUCAGGGAUUAUACCGACGAUCUAUUCUACCUGCGUCCCAUCAUGGAGGGUAAUCAGGGCAGGCGAGCUGGUAGCCAAAUGCCACCCCGUAAUAAUGGGCAGCGAUACAACAACCACAACCACAACCACAACGGCAACCACAAUCACAACGGCAACCACAAUCACAACGGCAACCACAAUCACAACGGCAACCACAAUCACAACGGCAACGGCAACGGCAACGGCAACAACAACAACGGUUACAACAGUCGUCAGAGAGGUGGUCGUCAGUUUUCUCGUGGAGGCAAUACCCGCAAUAACCAUGGAGGUAACCGAUAUCCCAUCGGUCACGAAAACCAUCAGAACUUCAACGGCCCUGCACCCUCAAACGGUUACAAUGGUCAUGGCUUCAUGAACAAUAACCCUCCCACCGGCUUCCCGGUCAACAACUUCCCGGCCAAUGCCUUCCCUGGCAAUGGCUAUGCCAACGGCGGCAGUUUCCAACCAAACUCGCCAAUGAACUUCCAGGGCCCUCCAAACAUGGGCUUCCCAGCUCCAGGCCCUUUCGCUGUUCCUCAGCCUAUGAUGUUCAGCCCUCAGAUGCAAUUCCAAGAAGGCCCGCCUGCACCAUAUCUCACCAACGAGCCUUUCCAACCUGUUUACCCAUUCAUUGUACCCCAUCAGCCCGGCUUCCCUCCCCAGCCUCUGCCACAGCAUAUGCCUCAGCACAUUCAAAUGACUAACACGGGUCCUGUUUCUGCACCCCUCUUGUCUGGUCCUCUCAUCGUGUCCAGUCAACCAAUGCACGACAUCCAUCCCCCUCAUCAUUCACCACCAUACUACCCAAAUUCAUACAUGACUGUCAAUGGAUACAAUGGUAUGCAGAAUGACUGGCACAACCCCUCGUCUGGCCAUGGGGCUCAGCAUGAGUACACCCAAAGUCAACCUAUUCGCAAUUUGCCUGACUUGCACAGACUGGCUACUGACACUCGCCGAUCCAGCAGUGAUAGCACUGCUCACAGCACCCCUAAAGAAACUGGAUGCGAGCGAGCCAAGCGUCAGGGUCCAAUCAUUGACUCCGAGGCUCCUCGUCUGAUUCCUGUGCACCCUGGUGGUGAUGGAAGUUCCGAUAUCCCUCCAAGUCAGUCUGGUCGUACUGAGAGUGAAAUCAUUACUGUCAAGCCUCUCCAUACCGAGACAGAAGAUGACCUGCGGACCGCUGUGAGCGAGCCUAUCCAGACCUCGUACACCACCGUUGUUGAAGCUUCGGCUCCGAAUAAAGAAGAAACCCCAGAGGAGACAAAGCUUACAGCGGAAACCAAGCAGCGACCGGCCGCCGCGUCUGAUGCUGAGCAGGUUGUUGAUCGGAAGAAAAAAGGAGUGCGCGGUUCCAUUACUCCUGUCAGACAUGAGCCGAAGUUGAUACCCAGUAUUCCCCUGCAUGCAAACAGAGCUGCAUAUGGAGCAAAAAAGGCUAGUCUGAAGACUUCAGCUAAUACUAACCCUAUGGACUCAAACGCAACCAAGGAUCAAGCACAGUCUGAGGCCUCUGCCUCGACUGCCACCAACAUUCCAACCGAAACAAUCAGGGCCGAAGUUUCUUCGUCGGCUACUACCAGUGCUUCAACCAGUAUUUCCCCGGCCAAGGCUGAGUCCUCUACAUUGGCAGCUCUUAAGACACCGGCGCAAACCGAGCCGAAGGAAGCAACUGCCCUCGAGAUACCCAUCGCAGCCGAGCCUCUCGGAUCAUAUCCCAAGUACUCUGCUACAGCAUCCUCGUGGAGAUCAGCCGUUCCAACUUCCGUUGACUCGCACAAACACAAGUCAGUUCUUCCCCCAAAGCCACCCAGUGCUACUACCAACAUCGAGUCCCAGGAUCAUUCACCCCGAGGGCUUUCCACUACCGCUGAGCUCGGGCAAGAGCCCUCCUCCGCUCUGCUAGAUGCCUCAUAUGUCCCCAAAUUAGCCAGGGACAAUACAAAGGGGAAGGAACGGGAGCAGGAGGAUUUCAAAGGGAAGGGAAAAGCUCGAGAGACAGAGCAGGUGGAGGAAAAAGCAGAAGAAAAAGAGGAAGAUGCUAGGGCCAAUGAUGAGGCUUCAGUGACUAAACAAGACAAUGUCGAAAGAAAGGGCAAAGCUCCAGAGAUAAAGCAAGAGGACGAGCCGGCGGAAGAAACAAAGGAGCCAGAGGAUGACAGAGAUGGGCCAGAGGUGGAGAAAUAUGAGGACUCUGAGGAGACCAAGGACCAGGAAGAGGAGGCAAUGUCAGAAGUGGCAAAGGAAGCAUCUGAACCAAUUCCCAACCACGAAGAAGAGGUUCACGUCACAACAGAACAAAAUCGUGAAGAGGAACUCCUAGAUGAGGAAACUAUCCGCAAGCGUUUUGCAAACCGCACACCUCUGCCACAAGAAAUGAUGCCCAAGGAAUACAGUAUGGAGGAGAUCGUUAUGAAAAUGGCAACUGAGAGAGAAAUCAAUACAAAUUUGCCGUGGUUAUUGGAAUUCAUCAUGGAGAUGGAGGAUGAACAAAGAAAAAAACAUGCCAAUCCAGAUGACGCCAAUGAAGAGACCUCCAACCAGAAGACUCCUACUGAACACGCUCCUACCGAACAUACUCCUGACGAGACUGCCACUCAAGAUGUUCUCACUCAAGAUGCUAUCACUCAAGAUACCACCAACAAUGAACACUCUCCUCCUGCUACCUCUGCUCUCACAAAUGACUCGUCUGCUUCAUCCCGAGAUGAGAAAGAGCCGAUCGAUGUCUGGACCGGAGAAUGGAAUGAUCACUAA